Messenger RNA from Microtus ochrogaster (prairie vole), 3835 nucleotides. It is a transcript of the gene Tango6, whose product is annotated as transport and golgi organization 6 homolog. The record is from RefSeq and is a predicted model, not a curated record. The transcript is spliced from 19 exons. The coding region runs from base 56 to 3277 and encodes 1073 amino acids. Lineage: Eukaryota; Metazoa; Chordata; Mammalia; Rodentia; Cricetidae. Gene Ontology annotation, biological process: protein secretion.
CACUGGUCCACUAGUGCGUCAGAGCGCAUCUCGGGAGCCGAGCUCCGCUCCAAUCAUGGCGGCUCCGCAACCGCCGGCGGCUGCGCCGAGCGGACUUCUGGAGACAUGUGGUCUGGAGCAGAUUCUGGAAGCGCUGAAGCUGCUGCUGAGCCCGGGAGGAUCGGGCUUAAGUUCACUACAGAACACAAAGCAUGAUGUCUUGCUGGAGACCCUAAAAUCUAACCUGUCUGUGCUGGAGGCCAGGUUUCUAAAGGAUGCUCAGUGGAAGAAGCUGAAAGUCCUAAGAGACGAAAUUGCUGGUAAGGCCAAGUGGCUGCAGAGCUCCGAAGAUAUCACCUGGAGUUUCACCUCUCAGACUCUGCUGCUGCUGCUGUGUUUGAAGGAAACCAUGACCCGCCUUGUAGCUGAUUUUAAUCCAGGUACACCCAACCCCAAGACUCCCGAAGCUGCUCCCGCCCUCAGCCCGGAUACACUAAGCGUCUCCCAACAGAAGACCGUCCAGUCGGUUCUGCAGUUUGUAGUCACCUUGGGUGUCUGCCCCUACCUCCUGCCUGGUGUGGGAGUCCCUCUGAAACACAGGACUGAGUUUGGAGCUGUUGUUCAAGACGUAGUACGUCUAGAGGCUGCCCCCCAUGCCACCCGGAGACUGUACACCUGCUGCAGGGUCCUCCUAGAUCUGGCUCAGCAUGCAUCUCUGGGAAGCCUGAUUUUCUGCCGCCAUUUUGGGGAUAUUGCAGCAGGUCUGUGCCAGCUGGGGUUCUGCCCAACCAAAAGAAAACCACCAGCCCCCGUGGAAGAGGUUUUAACGGAAGAGGAAAGAGUCCUAUCGAGGGGAGCCUUGAGAGACAUCUUGGAUCAAGUCUACCAACCAUUAGCUGUCCGGGAAUUACUUAUUCUCCAGGGAGGACCACCCCAGGUAUUCAAGCCUCAGACUUGGUGGGAGCUGAUGUGCCAGAAGAGGGUGUCAGAUCUCCUGCAGUUAAACUGGUUAAAGGUGGUUGUGAAUGGCCAUGUGGAGGGUAGGGGGACUGGUGCUGCUGGUGGGAGUGAUGCCGAGGCCACAGCUGCUGACUGGAAGAAAUGUGACUUGAUUGCAAAGAUUCUGGCCUCUUGUCCCCAGCAGUCUCUGUCCCCAGAGAGCUACUACAAGGACAUCUGCCCGCAGAUUCUGGACUUAUUCCAUUUUCAAGAUAAAUUGACAGCACGGCAGUUUCAGAGAGUGGCCACGACCACCUUCAUAACUAUGUCGAGGGAACACCCAGAGCUGGCUCCGAAGUAUUUGCUUCAGCCCAUGCUAGCUCCUCUGCAUCGAUGCUUGACCACACCAGAGAUUCCAGAGAGUAAUAUGGUGCCAGGAACUAUUUUGGUGACUGAGGAAGAACUUAGUCGAUGUAUUGAAGAUGUAUUUAAGGUGUAUGUAGUGGCAAACGAGCCUCUCCCAGUAUUGCUGGAUGCCCUGCUUCCGCUCCUCAGGGUGAUCUUUUUUCUCUACUGUUUUACCAGUCAGAGUGUGUCUCACAUAAGGUCGCUUUGCCAAGAGAUCUUGUUAUGGAUUCUGGUGAAGCUGGAAAGGAAGAAGGCAAUUGCCAGCCUGAAAGGAUUCUCGGGGUUGGACAAAGCUGUGCCCUCCCUCCAUCCUCAGUGUCAGUUUAGAGCUGCCAUGCACGGUGGCGUUGUGAUUACCGUCCAAGAGACCGUUAGUGAUGACGAAGAUGAAGCCUUGUACCAGAAGGUGUCUUCGGAGCAGAGCCAGAUUGAACAUCUUGGGGACUUGCUGUCCCACUGCCAACAGUGUGGUUUGGCAGGAGACUUCUUCAUCUUUUGUUUGAAGGAGUUGUCUCAUCUGGUAGUGGAAAAUGAAGCAGAGUUCAAACCCACGCCCUCCUGUUAUACAAGCCUGCUGGAACUGGAGCAACACCAGGCUCUGCUUAUAGAAGAGCAGGAGCGGAAGCUGCUGGUGCUGCAGUUGCUGGCUGUCCUGUGCGAGAGGAUGUCUGAGCAGAUAUUCACGCACAUAUCUCAGGUAGUUGACUUUGUAGCAGCAACACUGCAGAGAGCGUGCGCAAGUCUGGCUCAUCAGGCAGAGAGCACCGUGGAAUCCCAGACACUGAGCCUGUCAAUGGGGCUGGUGGCUGUCAUGCUGGGAGGGGCUGUUCAGUUGAAGUCAAGUGAUUUUGCGGUCCUGAAGCAGCUGCUGCCUCUGUUGGAGAAGGUCUCUAAUACAUACCCUGACCCUGUCAUCCAAGACCUCGCUGUUGAUCUCCGAAUUACCAUCUCUACUCACGGAGCCUUUUCCACGGAGGCUGUCAGCAUGGCUGCCCAAAGUACCCUGAACAAAAAAGACCCGGAAUGGAAAAUAGAGCAGCAACAAACCAGUCAUGACACACUCACAGAAGUAGCUCCGGAGCACCCGAAACAAGAGCAGGACCCUCCUAAAACAGAGCAGGAGUCUCAUGAGCCUGGCAUUGCGGCAAGUCAGCCACAUAGAAACAUAACCUCAGAACAGUUCCAGGAGGUUCUCUCAUCAGCCUGUGAUCCCCAGAUUCCAACCCGGGCUGCUGCCCUGCGCACUCUUUCCCGCUGGGUAGAGCAGAGAGAAGCCAUAGCCCUCAAGGAUGAAAAGAAGCUUCUCCAGAUAUUCUUGGAGAACUUGGAGCAUGAAGACACUUUUGUGUAUCUGUCUGCAAUUCAGGGGGUUGCCCUUCUCUCAGAUGUGUACCCUGAAGAAAUCUUGGUUGACCUGUUGGCCAAAUACGAUAGUGGCAAAGAGAAGCACACUGCAGAGACCAGAAUGAAAGUUGGAGAGGUCCUGAUGCGAAUUGUCAGAGCAUUAGGGGACAUGGUCUCAAAAUACCGGGAGCCUUUACUCCACACAUUCCUGAGGGGAGUGAAAGAUCCAGAUGCUGCACACAGGGCCAGCAGCUUAGCCAACCUGGGAGAGCUGUGCCAGCUCCUGGACUUCCUGCUGGGCCCUGUGGUUCAUGAGGUGACAGCCUGCCUGAUUGCUGUAGCUAAGACCGACAAUGAUGUUCAAGUGCGCAGAGCCGCGAUCCAUGUGGUUGUGCUGCUGCUGCGGGGACUCAGCCAGAAAGCAACUGAGGUGCUGAGCGAUGUCCUCAAGGAUCUCUAUCACCUGCUAAAGCAUGUGGUGCGUCUGGAACCCGAUGAUGUGGCCAAGCUACAUGCCCAACUUGCCCUGGAAGAGCUAGAUGAGAUCAUGAGGAACUUCCUGUUCCCUCCCCAGAAGCUGGAGAAGAAGAUCGUGGUCCUGCCAUAGUCCUGGUUCCUAGGACCUGGAAGACUGGGAGGAACCAACAGCCAAAGCAAUGGCCACACACCUCCCAGCAGAUGGCUCCACCUCCUUGGUGCUGGCAAUAUGGCAGGCUUUAAGGUAGCUCUGUGGUGCUGGGCACUUGGUGUUCAGGGCUACCUUUCUAGAGCAUCCAUUUAGGCUCCUGCAUCUGGCCCAGAGCGUGUGCAGUUAGAAGGGAAAGGAUGAAUCCCAUCUAAUCUGCACAUUUUCAUUGUCCUGUGCUAUUUAGAGGAGAUGCGCAUGUGACUAUGGACCAUUUUCUUGCAGCUGGAGAGACUGCCUGCACAGGUCCUAUCUUGAUAUUCUUUCAUGGUGAGAUGAUUCUGCCUGUGAUGAGGAGCAGGCAGAGCUGUCGCGUUUGGCUGUAAAAGAGUCAUGUGGGUGUACAGCUGUGGGAAGGGGAAGGAAACAUUACUUAAACGUACAAAAAGGAAUAAAAUUACCUUGUUGGAAUAAUCAGCCAGGCUGACUCUGGUCGUUGAGCUGAUUGACGCUCGCAGAAAGAAAGGAGUAAGCACUGUU